This is a messenger RNA of Leguminivora glycinivorella, 456 nucleotides long. Its product is annotated as cytochrome b5-like. Gene Ontology annotation, cellular component: membrane; intracellular membrane-bounded organelle. The record is from RefSeq and is a predicted model, not a curated record. Lineage: Eukaryota; Metazoa; Arthropoda; Insecta; Lepidoptera; Tortricidae. The transcript has 4 exons. Gene Ontology annotation, molecular function: heme binding. The coding region runs from base 54 to 413 and encodes 119 amino acids.
UACAGGUGACCGACCGCACGCCAACAAAAGCAGUCGCCGCCCCAAAACAAAGCAUGGCUCAAACACAGUACAAACUAACCGACGUACAGGCGCGCAAUGGCAAGCUUGGGGCUCCUGUCUGGGUCGUGUAUAAAGACUCCGUCUAUGAUGUCACCAGUUACGUCGAUCAGCACCCUGGAGGCAACGACGCCAUCUUGGCAGAAGCAGGCACCGACGCCACGAGCGCUUUCCAAGAUGUCGGCCACUCAGAUGACGCGAGGACCAUUCUCGCCAAAUUCAAGAUAGGAGAGAUUGUAGAGGAGGAGAAAAAAUACGACGCCAAUGGAAAGAAAAAGAAGAAGGUUGUGGCGGCUAAAGACGAAGACACGGGAAGAAGUUGUUUAAGCACUGUCACUUGUGGUCUGCUAGGCUAGACAACACUAGGGUAUCUCAAAUCUACACGGUCGGCUUAGGUUG